AUGCAGAACCAUCACGGUCUAAGUGAAGACCCCGAAUUGCGCGCAAAGCUUGAACAAGGUGCACAUUAUCUGACUCAUCAAGCCACUACGUCGGCGCUAUCUUCAGUAGGUGCUGUUGCCGCGAACACCGCAAGCACCCAUCCUGGUCUGAAACCUAUACAACCUUCACCCCAAUCGCAUGGAUACGACGAUUCUUCUGGUUUAGAGACGCAAUCGCAUAUCCAUCCUCAGCUCAGAACGACUUCUAAUAUCGUGCCUGCAUCGGAUAUGAUGCAAAGGGGUGUCUCACCACCGUCCGACGAAGGCGGCCCCGUUUCUACAUCUCCCGUCGGCGGCAUGGGUGCUCAAGGUCUUUUAGGGCAUGAUACUGACGACUCGGUGGCGGACGGAAGAAAGGCUAAGCGCGAAUUAUCUCAGUCAAAACGAGCCGCCCAAAAUAGAGCUGCUCAGCGCGCUUUUCGGCAAAGAAAGGAGCAUUACAUCAAGAAGCUUGAACAGCAAGUGCGCGAUUUUGUCGAGAUGGAGCAUAAUUUCAAGGCAGUUCAGAACGAUAACUACGCCCUUCGCGAGUACGUUAUACAAUUACAGUCUCGCCUAUUAGAUUUGCAGGUCGAAUUACCUCAGCCGCCCCCAAAUGUGAAUAUCUCGCCUCCCGCGGCCUCUACCAACGCUCGUGCUGCGCAUACAAGCGUAGCCCCUGAACCUACUCCAAACCCCAGCACCAACAAUAAUGCUGGUACUCUAGCAGAUGUUGCGGCAGCAGUCGCCGGCCUCAGCAGCGCACGGGGGGGAUCGGCAGAAAGUAUGUAUCCUAAGCCAGGCUAUAAGACAGAGCCAAACGAGGACUCGCAAACAGCCGAGGAGAUUCGCAGACAACUCCAACAGGAUGGGUUACCAGCUCCUUCAUCGCUGAGAGCUUAG
Messenger RNA from Hypoxylon fragiforme, 921 nucleotides. RefSeq lists its product as uncharacterized. The record is from RefSeq and is a predicted model, not a curated record. Gene Ontology annotation, molecular function: transcription cis-regulatory region binding; DNA-binding transcription activator activity, RNA polymerase II-specific. Gene Ontology annotation, cellular component: RNA polymerase II transcription regulator complex. Bases 1 to 921 code for a protein of 306 amino acids. The transcript has 3 exons. NCBI's taxonomy places the organism in Eukaryota, Fungi, Ascomycota, Sordariomycetes, Xylariales, Hypoxylaceae.